Messenger RNA from Mitosporidium daphniae, 1038 nucleotides. RefSeq lists its product as uncharacterized. NCBI's taxonomy places the organism in Eukaryota, Fungi, Microsporidia. The transcript has a single exon. The record is from RefSeq and is a predicted model, not a curated record. Bases 1 to 1038 code for a protein of 345 amino acids.
AUGGCUUCUGCUUUGCUUCAAUAUGUUGUUCCUCGUCUGGAUUCAUCCAUUUCGCUGGCCAUUUUAAACCUGCUUUUUGACAGGGUCCUUACAUUUUCGGUGUCAAAUAGCGUACAGUAUUUGAUUCUCAAGGAUGUGGUCUCAUCUUUAACCAACAAUGUGAGAAAUGCCGUCUCGACAAACUGGAAAAAAUCACUGAUUGAGACUUGUUUCUUGUUGGAUCUUUUUGAUGCUUCUAUUUUGCCAAAGUCCCAGCUUUCUGCUAGAUUGGACUGUUUCCGGGGCUUUUUAGAAAGCCUCAUUUUUUCGCUGGGAGCAUUCGAACCAAAUAUGCCCCCAGACCACCCAAACACACUUAAAUAUCUCAAUGCGCUUUUGCUUUUAUUUGUCUCUGUUUUGACCAAGCAACCGGCAAAAAUUUGCAUUAAGCUGGAAACAGAAUUUCCGCUUUCAAGAUUUUCAGGCUUUUGCUUCCAAGAUAACUUGGCCGCCGUGUUGACACUUCUAAAUGUACCCUUUGAUGGCGCUAAAUUCCCGCUGUUUUUGUUGUUUGUUUGUAAAAACAAUUCCAUGGUGCUUCCACCCUCGCUUGCGAUGCAGCGUUUGGGAGAUCUGUCCACCGUGAUGGGAUCUGCCUUAUCACACAGCUUUCUUUCCGUGUGCCGGUAUUUCCUGCGAUCAUCCAUCGUUCCUGACGGCUCGAAUAUAAGCUGCAUGGGAUUCUCCCAAUUUCUAUGUGAUAGUUUGCAGUGGUUCAAACUGUACACAUGCGAUCCGAUUGUUGCUGAAAACGCUGGCCCUCGCCACAUUGAGGACCACAAAAUCAGUUCACAGCUGUCUAUCAAUCUCAAUGAGAUUACAAAAAUCCUACCCAAAGUUACGUUGGGCACCACAGGCGUUGCCAUCAAUGGAGAGAUUGAAAACCACAUACACUCGCUGUCAAACUUUAUUAAAAGGGCAACCACGACACAGAAAGAUGAGCUCUCAAAAAAACUAAUCAGACUGAUAGAGACCAUUAACAACGAUGAAAUAAAUUAA